AUGGGGUUGGUUCUGAUCGUCAUCAUGAUCCUCAUGCUCGUCGUGUACAUCUUGUCCAGACUGUUCGGCGCGACGUGCUGCAAGUGCUGCAACAAGGCGUACAAGCCGCGUAAAUUCACGAAGCGAGACGUGAAGAUCAACCGGAUCGCGAUGUUCAUGUUCGUGAUCGUCAUCGCCUGCGGGUCCUUCCUCGUCUUCGCGGAGGGCCCGGUUCUCAUCGACAACACCUCGGCUUUGACGGCGGCGCUCGUCGAACAAACGACGGCUCUCGUCACCGACGCGAAAACGAUCCAGACGACGAUGAACACCGCGUCCGCGGACGCAUCCAUGAGCUCCGUCUCCGUCAGUAGCGCGACGAGCGGUUUAGUCACCGCCGCGCAGGCUGUCGAGAAAGAAGCGCAAAAUAUGCAAGACCUCAUCGACAAGUCGUUGGAACCGGCGGGGCUGUACAUCACGAUCAUCGCGGGCGCGAUCUUUGGUCUGUCCAUCACGAUGUGGGCGCUCGGUUUCUUCGGGUUGUUCCGCCUCAUGAUCUUCUUCACGAUCUUCAUCUCCCUCAUGCUGAUAUUGUCGUGGAUCAUCUUCGGCCUCAUGGCCAUCGUCGCGACGCUCGUGGACGACGUGUGCUGGGCGUUCGAGCAGUACCUCAUAGACCCGACGAACUCCGACCUCUCGGAUUUCAUCCCGUGCAUGGCGGCUGCGGACGCGGUCGAAGCGUCGAACGCCGCGCGAGAGCAGGUCGUCACCGCAGCGAACUACAUCAACGAAAUAAUAGACACGUACGCAAGCACGAACGAGUACGUGAAGUACGUCUGCUUACCGUACGCGAAGAUCAGCAUGGCGACGUUGUGCACGGGGACGACGCCGUUUUACGCUCAAGACUACACCAAGUUCGUCUGCGACGCGUACACGAAGAAUUUGCUGACGAAGCUCACCGCGGACGCCGACGGGGUCGUGUACGCGUACCCCGAGGCGGACUGCACCGCGGGGUACCCAACGGCGAUGUACACCAUGGGCUUGUCCACGUUCUCCACGGACGCCGCGAGCAUCAAGUGCGAUUUCUCCUCCACCUCAGACCCGAUUCACGGCCUAGGGAUGUGUUACGCGAACAGGCAAAUUCCGUCGGACAUAUGGACGACGUACAAAGCGAGCGCGUCCGCCGCGACCGGCGUCAAGGACAUCCAAACGACGUUGGAUAACAUGCUCACGUGCGGUUUCGUCGACGACGCGCUCAGGGCGAUGGGCGGGCCGUGCGACAACAUGGCGGCGGCGUCGUACAACCUUUGGGUCGGGUUCAUGUUGAUAUCGAUGGGGUAUUUCAUGUUGUGGGUCGGCGCGCUCGUGCUGAUCUCUCGGCUGCAGUACUACAACGACUACUGCCGCGAUUCGGACGUGUACUCGAACAAAUACUACGGUUGA
This is a messenger RNA of Micromonas pusilla CCMP1545, 1419 nucleotides long. RefSeq lists its product as uncharacterized. The record is from RefSeq and is a predicted model, not a curated record. NCBI's taxonomy places the organism in Eukaryota, Viridiplantae, Chlorophyta, Mamiellophyceae, Mamiellales, Mamiellaceae. The transcript has a single exon. The coding region runs from base 1 to 1419 and encodes 472 amino acids. Gene Ontology annotation, cellular component: membrane.